This is a messenger RNA of Pararge aegeria (speckled wood butterfly), 3396 nucleotides long. RefSeq names its product gastrula zinc finger protein XlCGF26.1-like. Gene Ontology annotation, biological process: regulation of transcription by RNA polymerase II. Gene Ontology annotation, cellular component: nucleus. Gene Ontology annotation, molecular function: zinc ion binding; DNA-binding transcription factor activity; RNA polymerase II cis-regulatory region sequence-specific DNA binding. Bases 84 to 1703 code for a protein of 539 amino acids. The record is from RefSeq and is a predicted model, not a curated record. Lineage: Eukaryota; Metazoa; Arthropoda; Insecta; Lepidoptera; Nymphalidae. The transcript has a single exon.
UUCCCGUUCAUUGUUUAUUGUGUAUUUUCUAAUAAAAAAAUGUAAUUAAAUGCUAAUGUGUGCCAAUUUUAUCAAAAACUAUAAUGAGUGAUGAAAAUGAAAGUUAUUGUCGACUAUGCGCUGAACCACGACCUAAAGUUGAGAUGCUAACACCAGAUAAAGAUAUCGUGGCCAAUUCAAAAGUAAUUACCAAAUUAUCCUGGAUAAACAUUGAUAUUUUCAAUGAAAACGGCCUUCCAAACACAAUAUGUUAUACCUGCUUGGACCUACUAGAGCGUACGUGGAGUUUCCUAAACAACGUGCGAAUUGCGCAAGAGAAAUUGAUAGCUUUAAUAUUAAACACAAGUAAAGACAACGCUUACGAAAUUGAGCAUGAAAACAAGGAUUAUGAAAAGAAAAUACCAGGAAAACCUGUCGACGUGAAUUGGGAGAUCUUCCAAGAGCUUAAACGCGAGAUAAAAAUCGAAAAUUUACACGAAAAUGUGCCAAGUUUAUUUCCUACAGGUACAGUUGUUUUAUCUGAAAAAACCCAAUUAGGUAUCAAACUUGAAGCUGAUAGUGAUGGGGGCGGAGGAGUAAUCGUCGAUUCUAAUGACGAUUUAGAACAGUUCAGCUCAUCAGACAGUGAUGUUCCCCUCAAAAGGGUUGUUAAGAAAAAGCGUGGUCGCACAAAGCAUAAGAAAUGUAAAAGUGACACAAAAUUAAAUAUAUCAUCUACAAAUACUUCAUGGGAUAACCAAGCAUGUAUUUGUGCAAAGUGCGAUGCACAUUGUCAAAGUAUUUUAUUACUCCAACUGCAUUCAUUACAAAAUCAUGAUUGUUGCUGUGUGUUUAAAUGUACACAGUGCUCCAAAGUUUUACCUGGUUACCGAUCAUUUAUACGGCACACAAGAACACAUAACAAAGCUUUAAGGAACUGUUGCGAGUUCUGUAACUGGUCCUUUACGUACUUACCUGAUUUGUCAACUCACAAAAUGAAAUACCAUAAAACAGUUUACAAAACCAAGUGCUGCAACUGCGGUUCGAACUUCGACACACCAGAAGAGUUAGAAGAACAUAAAAACUUAUUUAAUAAAAGUGGAAAGUUAAAAAAGAUUACAAACGAAGGUGAAGAUCUUUUAGAGCAUAAGUGUGAUCAAUGUAGUAAAGUUUUCAAAAGCCGUGCCAAUUUACAACAACAUAAACAAUUGCACACUGAGCGAACAAAAGACUUCGCCUGUCACGUAUGUGGUAAAAUGUUCUACACAAAAGGGACUUUAGGUACUCAUUUAGUUGUUCAUGAAGAAAAACGACCAUUUAAGUGCAAUCACUGUCCACUAGCUUUCCGUGCAAAGGGUAAUCUAAUAUCACACUUAAGUUUACAUUCUGGUUUGAAACCUUUUAUUUGUGAGCAGUGCGGUAAAAGUUUUCGAGUUAAAAGACAUUUAAUGUCACACUCUAUAGUCCAUACAGACUUAAGGCCAUAUGUAUGUGAGUAUUGUAACAAAUCUUUCCGUUUUAAAACUCGUCUUAACUUACAUUUAAGACAACAUACUGGUGUGAGACCAUAUAAAUGUAUUUAUUGUCAGCGUGAUUUUACGAAUGGUUCUAAUUUUAAAAAGCAUAUGAAGAGACGUCAUGGUAUAGACACAUCUACACGAUUGACAUCUAAAAUUGUAAAUAAAAAGGAAUUGAGUGUUAUAAGUGAGACUAUAUCGCAAUAAAUUGUAUAUAUAUUUUGUUUUAGACAUCAUCAAUGUAUGCCUCUAAUGCCCCACAUAUUUGCCACAAAUUUUGUAUGAAAAUAAAAUUAAACAUCUGUAAAUACCUGCAUUACACUCACCAUGUUGCUUAAAAACAAAUUAGUGACAAAACAAAUUCUCAAAAGACUUUACACUUUGUGAGAAUGCAACUUAUUUCUAUGAUGACAACACAAUUUGAAAUUAAAUAUAAACUUAAGAAGCAAUAUAUGUAACUACUAGUGCAUUGCAUCUUAGAUACUUUGAAAUUGACUGUGCUGUCAUAACUUCUAGGAUGGCAGCUGUUUUGUUGUAGGAGAAAGAAAUUAGUGAAAUUUCUCAGUCAAUUGUAGACUGAUGUUGAAAGGCUUAUAAUGUUUCAUAGGGCAUAAUACUCUUGAGGUCUUGUUGUUACCAAGUCAGUGUCUGAUCAGGGGAUCCCUUGGAAGUCAAACAACCUUAAUUUUUAUAGCCUACAUAAAUAUACAGAUAUUUUUUUCAUAUCCUGUCAACCUGCCUUGGAGCAACAUGGUGAGCUAGGCUUCGAAUCCUUCCCUUCUAUGGCAGACGAGGCUUUUGCCCAGCUGUGGGACAUUAAAAGGCUGAUGAUGAUUGUAAAUUAUAUGUAAUGUGUAUAAUACUCAAUUAUUUUAGAAUAUUCAAGCUAUUCCAUUAUAAUUUAUACUAUUAUUAAAGAAAAUCUAUUGCCACAAUAUAAAGUGGUUUUUCAAUGUGCUAUUAAAAAGGCCUAUUAUGUUCGAAUGAAAACUAUUGAGGUAUUGUUGUAAAUACACUACAUAGAAAGCUGUUUGUAAACGGGCUAUAACUUCGGGAUUCGACUGGAACGUUUGAUUUACGGCAAAGAAACAUUUAGGGAGGCCGGAAUACUAUAAAUAUAGUAUAAUACAGCAAAACAAAAUUUCGUAGCCUUCUGCAUCGUAAACACAAAUCUAUACAACUAUAAUCAAUGCUUCUUGAAGAUGGACAUGAAUACAUUUUAUACCGAAAGGAGGUUCAAUUUCCGAGCAGAAGGUAAUAGGUAUUGGAUAUAUUUAAGACCGGGAAAAUGAACUAUUCUGUAGGACAUCUAAAAAAAAAACGAAACAACCGCGGAUGAAGUCGCGGGCUAGAGGUUUUAUAUUUUCAUUCAAUAAUAAACAAUUUAAUAGUACCUUUUUUUUUAGAUUGAAAACAUUUUUUUCGGAUUUUAUUUAAAAAACCAGAACUUACAGGAAGCUUUAGAUCUUCUGGUAUUAAUAAUAUCCUGUGAAUUCUCCAGAAUGCAAACUGUCUUUAUGAAAAAAAAAAUCGCAGUGAGUUAACUAUAAAGUCGUGCAUUUAAAAAAAUUGUUACCCAAAGCUAUAUUUUUUAAAAUUCACCACCUUAUUCUUUUGUUAUUCCGGUAAAUGACACACUUUCGAAUUAAUAGUAUUAGUAAAUAUAUGCUUCACUUAAGUAGUUAAUUGACGUAUCCUAGCCUAGGAGAAACUAUACUUCUCCGGUAUUCUUCAGAACUAUACAUCUCCGGUAGGCUUUACCUACUCUCACAAAAUAGCAAACCUAUUCCCUGGUAUAAGUUCUUGAGUUCCCUAGCUCAUAGCCCGUUCACGAACUAAUUUACGUUUUAUAUUAACAAUAAAAUCAAUGAAAUUACUUAAAUUACGUAUCUAUUUUAUA